AUGAACUCCUCCCAUAGUUUAGUAGUGAAUGUCGUAAAGCUUGGUAGUACAAAUACCACUAAAGCUCGUUUAUUGCUCGUGAAUGAAGAGGGACUCUUAUUUCUUUCACCUUUACCUUUGGGUAAUGAAACUCGGAAUGAUAUAAAUAAGGAGAGUUCUCAGGCUUUGUUAAAUUGUGUAGUGAAACGGUUUAUUCCACUCUUCGCAGUAGACACCAUUACUACCUAUGCUCAUGGUACGGUAUUAUACAUGAGAGUCAAACGAGAACAUGAUGUUCUCUUAUGGAAAAACAUCACUGUUCAUACUCAUACAAACACGACUAAUACAGAUACUAUGAAGAAUCAUUGUAAAGAUGAGACACAGACAUUAAUAACAGAUAUUGUAGAUCAUAUCAUUACAUUACGUACAACUCUCAGUAUGUCUCCACUUCUAAUCUCUCACUGUGAUGAGAUGGAUAGACCUUUACAUCCACAAUUAUCAAAGAAAAACAUAAUACAGUUAUUUCCUCUUUUUCAGGGUUACACCACUAUACAAUCACGUCUAGAAAUUAGACAACGUACAUUAAGAGAGUAUGGAUCAAUAACAACCAUUAGCGAAAAAGAACAAGAAGAAAAAGGAAAAGGAGGAGGAUUAAAAUCUAGAAUGGAUUCUAUAAACUUUACUAGAGAAUCACAACAAGACCCAUCCCAGUCAUCUGUAUUAGAAAGACCUCAUCAGACUCUUGUGAAUACACCAACGGUAACUUUUUCCAGCUGGAUUAAUUCUAUUCUUCCGUUCUCUUCAUAUGUGGAUUUGUUAGGAGACUCAUGCACAUUCUCAUCACCCGUGAAGUCUAUUGUGGAAUCCUUUAAAUCGUUAUUAGGUAUUAUUCCGGUGUUUUUCAUAGUGGAAGUGGAAGUGGUAUCUGUGAAUAUAGUGAAGGUAUCUCCGUGUUCAUCUAUAGAUGUGGUUAAUAACCAUACUUGUGUAGAUAAGGAUCUUUCCAAAAGACAAUUCCUUUUACUUACCCAUCAUAAUCUUAUUAUUAUGGAAGUUAAAGAGGAAAAAGAGACGAAAGAAGAUCAAGAGAUAUUUUUUAUCAACUCUCUCUACAGUCUGGCUAGGAUGGAAUUGGAUUUUCCAAACUCCAAUAAUCGUGAGAAUAUAUUAUCUACAUCAUGUGAUGAUAACAAUAAUAAUAAUAAUAAUAAUAAUAAUAAUAAUAAUAAUAAUAAUAAUAAUAUAUUCUCUAAUGAGGUGAAAUUUAUUUUUGAAGAACGUUCGGGAAUAAAGUAUAAAAAGUUAAAUUAUCCUUCACCCGCAAUAGAUGUUACCGUAUCUAAUAAGGCUGACACCUUUCCACAUGAGGAUGAAGAUAUGGUUAAGCAAAUCACUCUUGUCGUUAAUAUUUCUCCUCAUAAUUUAUCCUUAUCACAUACAAAAAGACAUCCCCCACCGCAAGAGAGAUUAGGAGAUGUUAUUUUUAUGUUAUUAGGACGAGAUGGAAUAAGUAUUCCUGUAAUAAUGAAGUUAUCACCUCAUAUUAAAAAUAUGGAAACUUUACCAGUUGAGAGAAAUGAAUCCCACACCGUAAACUCUGAUCAAUUGAGUUUAUUAUUAGAAGAAGAUAGUUCUGUAAAUCUUAAUGAUAGCGAUAAGAAGGAUAAUGAUGGUACACUUAGUCAUCGGGAUGAUAACCAUCUUGAGAUGGAUAGCAAAACUUCUUUUACUUUGGAAUCUUCAGUGAGUUUGGAUAAUAAUAAUAAUAAUAAUAAUAAUAAUAAUAAUAAUAAUAAUAAUGAUAGUAAUAAACCAUUGGGAAAGGACUCGCAAUGUGUUCAGUCAAAUGCCACACUUUUAGCACGUCAUGUACUGCGACUCACCUCCAGACUUGUAUGGAAAAUGCAAUUAAUCGCUAUAACUGAAAGUACACUCUUUGUAUGUGAUGAAACCUCAACUUGUAUCUAUCGAUCUAUUCCACUCUCAUCUAUUAUGGGUAUAAAAUUACUGUUGCGACACCCAGAUGGAACAGCUAUGGUAUGUUGUAUUCACAAUGAACAUGAUCUUGUGUUGAGAGAUCAUCAAUCCACACCCUCGGCUUUAUCAUUAGAGAAGGUGAUCGCAGUUAUUGUGGAGCAGCGGUCCUCUAUCUUUGUAGAUGUUGUUCAUAUUGCCAAUACACAAGAGGGAUUACAUACGCUUUUACAACACUGUGAUCUUACUCGUAGACUACAGUGUUCAUACCCUUUAAGAAAAAUACAUGGAAAUCCAUCCCUUUUCUUUCUUACUGUUGGUGAUAAUGAUGAUAAUAUUAAUGAAGAAGAAGAAGAAGAGGAUUAUGAUGAUGAUGAUGAUGAGAAAGAUGAAGAUAAUGAGAUUCAGUACAUUCAUAUGAAUUCCGGCUUCUCAGAUAUACCGUUGUUGGGAGUUGGACACGAUAUCAAUACACACAAUUCAGCAGAAGUAAAGGAUCACGUGGUAGUUUUUCCCUCUUGUGGAAAAGGUGCAUUGGAUAUAGUGCAAUCUCAACAGGGACGAUCAUUGGAAGUAAAUCGCCCUUCAAUGGAUAACACACUAGGAGGAAAGAAGAAAAGAAAAGAAGAAGAGGAAGAGGCGUACUCCCAUUACUAUGAAAGAUCUGGGAAGAAGUUUAUUAUUAAUAGUGAUAAUGAUAAUAAUAAUAGUAAUAACGACAACACGGAAUUUUCUCUCGUGAGGGAAGCAGAAGAGGAUAUACCAGUGUUACUACCAUCUCCUCCUAUUGUUGUGGGGUAUGAGAAACCUCAAAUAUCACCUGAUCCCAUAUAUAAUUCUCUAAAAAACAAAGAUAGUGUAGGCUCUAAUGAUAAAUUAACAUAUACUCCUUAUGGGAAGAAUAAUAGAAGUCUGUAUGAAGAUUCAUCUGCUCUCUCUUCCAUGAUUCGAGAGGCAAGAAGAUUUUCUAACGUGAGUAAAUAUGACUUAUUUCACUUUUCUUCUUCUUCUUCUUCUGAAGAGAAAGAAGAAGAAAAAGAAAAAGAAAAGGAGGAUCAACUUGUGUCUAUGGAAGAGAAUAAUAGAGAUAUUGAACGGCUGAACCGACUGCUUAGUUGUUGUAAACGUCAAAUACUAUUUCUACUACACUCACCAAAUGAAAAAGAACACUUUUUUGAUAUUACAUAUUCUCUGGAAAAACUACUCUUAAUGGAAGCCUUGCCGGAAUCACUCACUCGUCCACUUUAUACAUUACCUCUACCGCCAUUAAUCCCGUAUACGCAAGCGGAACAUGUGGCUCAAUGGGCACGAGAAGUUCACAAUCCACUGACAUUUUUUAGUAAUGAUUCCUCAUGGACAUUAGCACGCUUUCAGUGUAAGAAUGAUGUGUUGAUAUGUAUUGGAAAUAAUGCCUUUAUACAGCGGGUUCAAUAUAUUUUCUCUACAUCACCGCAUUCACAUUCUUCCUUAAUGGAAUGUGAAUCUGGGAAAAACGUCUCGUGUUUCUUUUACCCCUAUGGUAUAACUUGCCAUCGUAGAAUAGAUCACAUUAAUAAUAAUGAAGAAACCUGCUGGGGGAAUACGGCGAAGGUGCGUCAUUUAUUGCAAGAUGUUUUGUUAAUAUUAUUACAAUCCAUCUCUUCACUGUUUACACAUAUACCAUUAGAGAAUACUGCUCGGCUUCUGCAUAAUGUGGUGUACUGCCGUGUAGGUGAGUAUCGAUGGUUUGAGAUCCCACUCCCUAUGUUUGUGGAGGAUUUGGGAUAA
Messenger RNA from Trypanosoma theileri, 3720 nucleotides. RefSeq lists its product as uncharacterized. NCBI's taxonomy places the organism in Eukaryota, Euglenozoa, Kinetoplastea, Trypanosomatida, Trypanosomatidae. The coding region runs from base 1 to 3720 and encodes 1239 amino acids. The transcript has a single exon. The record is from RefSeq and is a predicted model, not a curated record.